Molecule: messenger RNA, 2406 nt
Organism: Balaenoptera musculus (blue whale)
Lineage: Eukaryota; Metazoa; Chordata; Mammalia; Artiodactyla; Balaenopteridae
Gene: PALMD
Product: palmdelphin
Exons: 8
Coding region: 440-2095 (551 amino acids)
Biological process (GO): regulation of cell shape
Cellular component (GO): membrane; cytoplasm
Source: RefSeq, a predicted model, not a curated record
UCUGGUUGUGCGUGGCUAGAGCAGAGGCUGAUCAAGCGCUCAGUGCAUGGGCUUCUAGUGCUACUCCUAGCAAAAAAUGAAUUGGGUAAGGAACAGUUAAUAAGAAAAUGUGCCUCGCUAACUGUGCACAUGACAACAAAGAGCUGGCAGCUCCUGAAGGAAAAGGGCUUGUACGGCUGCCGUUCAAACUUGUCAGUCAGCCCGUGCCGGCAGCCUCAGCGGCUGCUUCCCCAGCAUACGCUCGUUACAUGUGUCUGGCCUGAUCUGUACAUCUGCUCAGAGACGCUCCUGCCGGGUCGGGGAUUUCUGCUUUUCUCCACCGCUGCCAAAGCGGAUUUCUCCCUGCUUCUCUGUCACCUCCACUCCUCUCCCCCAGGAGGCUCCUGCUUGAUGGUAGUUUGGGACUUCCCUCACUGGCUGCCUGUCCUUGACUUCUAGAAUGGAAGAAGCUGAGCUGGUGAAGGAGAGACUCCAGGCCAUCACAGAUAAAAGAAAAAUACAGGAAGAAAUCUCACAGAAGCGUUUGAAAAUAGAGGAAGAAAAACUAAAGCACCAGCAUUUGAAGAAAAAGGCCUUGAGGGAGAAAUGGCUUCUAGAUGGAAUCAGCAGUGGAAAAGAACAGGAAGAGAUGAAGAAACAAAAUCAACAAGACCAGCACCAGAUCCAGGUUCUAGAACAAAGUAUCCUCAGACUUGAGAAAGAGAUCCAAGAUCUUGAAAAAGCUGAACUGCAAAUCUCAACCAAUGAAGAGGCAAUUUUAAAGAAACUAAAAUCAGUUGAGAGGACAACAGAAGACAUAAUACGGUCUGUGAAGGUGGAAAAGGAAGAAACAUCAGGAGAGUCAAUUGAAGACAUCUAUGCUAAUAUCCCUGACCUUCCAAAAUCCUACAUACCUUCCAGAUUAAGGAAGGAAAGAAAUGAAGGAAUAGAAGAUGAUGAACAAAAUAGAAAAGCUUUGUAUGCCAUGGAAAUCAAAGUUGAAAAAGACUUGAAGACCGGAGAAAGUACAGUCCUGUCUUCAAUACCUCUCCCAUCAGAUGACUUUAAAGGUACAGGGAUAAAAGUUUAUGACGACGGGCAAAAGUCAGUGUAUGCAGUAAGCUCUAAUCACAGUGCAGCAUACAACGGCACCGACGGCCUGGCACCAGUUGAAGUAGAGGAACUUUUAAGACAAGCUUCAGAGAGGAAUUCUAAAUCCCCAACAGAGUAUCAUGAGCCUGUAUAUGCCAAUCCAUUUUGCAGACCUACAACUCCACAGAGAGAGAAGGUAACUCCUGGACCAAACUUUCAAGAAAGGAUAAAGAUUAAAGCUAAUGGACUGGGUAAUGAUGUGACUAGAUCCACACGCAACAUGGACAAUGGACUUUCAGAGGAGAGCGGCAACAGCUUCAAUCACAUCAGUCCCGUUCGGCCAAUACCUCAACCCCGGUCAAUGACUCAACAAGCAGAGAAGACACCCCACACCCAGCAGAAGAGGCUGAUGACUCCUUGGGAAGAAUCAGAUGUAAUGCAGGACAGGUAUGCUCCCUCUCCAAAGGCGGGACUGAGUCCCAGCGAAGCACUAGUUGGGAAGUCAGAACGCCAGGGUUCUUCACCUACUUGCCAGGAGGAUGAGGUAGACAUUAGAUAUAAUAUUGUUCAUUCCCUGCCUUCUGACAUGGAUGAGAAAGAACCCGUGACGAUGAUUUUCAUGGGUUAUCAGCAGGCAGAAGACAAUGAGGAAGAAAAGAAUCUUCUGACGGGAUAUGAUGGGGUCAUCCAUGCUGAGCUGGUUGUGAUUGAUGAUGAGGAGGAGGAGGGUGAAGGAGAAGCUGAGAAACUAUCCUACCAUCCCAUAGCUCCCUACAGUCAGGUUUUCCAGCCUGCCAAACCAACACCACUUCCAAGAAAGAGAUCAGAAGUUAAUCCCCAUGAAAACACAAACCAUAAAUCUCCCCACAAAAAUUCCAUAUCCCUGAAGGAGCAAGAAGAAAGCUUAGGCAGCCCUGUCCACCAUUCUCCACUUGACGUUCAGAUAGCAGGAGAUGGGACUGAGGAUCCCUCCUUAACAGCCUUAAGGAUGAGAAUGGCAAAGCUGGGGAAAAAAGUUAUCUGAGAGGUGUACCAUCUACGUAAACACCCUUUGAAGAAGAAACUAAGAAACAUUUGCAAAUUUCUCUUCUGGAUAUUUUGUUUCUUUUUCCUGAGAUACAAAAAAUUAUGAUUAUACCCAUAUUAAGCCAUGUGGAUAAGCAGUAGUCAUUAUUUGAAACAAAUUCCAAAAAAGCUGGGGAGAACAAACUCUUAACUUUUCCAGUUACUUGACAUGAUUCAGUGGGGGGGAAAACCAACAUAUUUUUAUUGUAUUGAUACCAAAGCAUUUCUAAUAAGAGCUUGUUAAAUUUAAGAAUAAAGUUAUUUAAAAUA